AUGAAGCGCAAGAAACUAAUCCUCCACAUCUCCUCACUCGUGCAGGAGAGUAACUACGGCUUCGACCCCCUGAGCCUUGGCGUGAACAAGAAGGCGCUGGACUGGUUCCGCAAUGCUGAGCUCAACAACGGGCGCUGGGCCAUGCUGGGCGUGGCGGGCAUCCUCAUCCCUGGCCUGCUGACCAAGAUUGGCAUCCUCAACGUGCCAGAGUGGUACGAUGCUGGUCUCGUCUCGCAGCAGAACUCCUCCAUCCCCUUCAAGCCCCUGCUCCUCAUCGAGCUCUUUGCCUUCAACUUUGUGGAGCUGAAGCGCCUGAAGGACAUCCAGAAGCCUGGGAGCCAGGGGGAGCCAGGCUCUUUCCUGGGAUUCGAGAGUCAGUUCAAGGGGACUGGCGUAUCUGGGUACCCCGGCCACAUCUUCGACCCCCUGGGCUUCUCCAACACCUCGGAGGCGAACCUCAAUGAGCUCAAGCUCAAGGAGAUCAAGAAUGGCCGUCUGGCAAUGCUGGCCUUCCUGGGCUUUGUCGCCCAGGCCAAGGCCACCGGCAAGGGCCCCAUCACCAACCUGUUUGAGCACAUUGGCGACCCAUGGCACAACAACUUCACGACCAACGGCGCAUCGCUGCCCAUCGACGUCUUCGCAUAG
Auxenochlorella protothecoides is the source of this 645-nucleotide messenger RNA. Its product is annotated as Chlorophyll a-b binding protein 4, chloroplastic. NCBI's taxonomy places the organism in Eukaryota, Viridiplantae, Chlorophyta, Trebouxiophyceae, Chlorellales, Chlorellaceae. Gene Ontology annotation, cellular component: membrane. The transcript has 8 exons. Gene Ontology annotation, biological process: photosynthesis, light harvesting in photosystem I; response to light stimulus. The record is from RefSeq and is a predicted model, not a curated record. Bases 1 to 645 code for a protein of 214 amino acids.